Messenger RNA from Nezara viridula (southern green stink bug), 5531 nucleotides. NCBI's taxonomy places the organism in Eukaryota, Metazoa, Arthropoda, Insecta, Hemiptera, Pentatomidae. The record is from the annotation of a GenBank genome assembly.
GUUUUUAUGAUUGUACUAUUUUGAAUGUUAAUAUUUGGUAUAUUGACGUGGAAGCGUAAAGUUUUAGUUGUUAGUCUUUAUAUAUUUAUUUGUUUUGUUUUAAUAUAAUAUACUUAUUAUCUCCUAUAUAAAGUGACUAUAGUUGCGUUAAGUUUAAAAAUGCCGCCCCAGAAAGGAAAACAAGGAACCAAAGGGCAAAAGCAAAUUUUAGAGGAAAAUAAAGAAACUUUAAAAUUUUACCAGUAUAUGAUUCUUGGUGGAAAUGCUGUGUAUUUAGUAGUAACUUUAUUAUUUUUUGAUCUUCUUAAUUUUUUUAAUGUGUUUAUGCUGAUAUUGACUACAGCAUUGUAUAUUGCAAGCUAUCAGUUUAUGGCUUACAUGGCAAAAGCAAAGUUCUCUGAAACUGGUCAAUUAUUAGAUGCAGGGGUUGAUCUUAAUUUGGUGGGUGGCAUUGCUGAACAUGUCAAAGAUAUGAUUAUCCUUACAGCUGGAACUCAAGUACUGUCACUGAUAUCAAAUUACUUUUGGUUCUUAAUGCUUCUGGCUCCAGGUAGAGGAUUUUAUUUUCUUUGGACCAAAGUACUUGCUCCUUAUUUCUUUCAACAAGCUCCACCACAGGAAGUAGAUGAAAAAAAACAAAAGAAACUGGAAAGGAAAAUGAGAAGACAUUAAAGUUUUGGAUGAUAUUAUUAGAAGAAAUUAUAAAACUUGCCAGUCAUCACAGCAAUAAUCAGUAACAUGCAGUUAAAAGUAUGUUCUAAAGAAGAUAGAAGAGGCCUUGGUAUUGCUAAAGAAAGCCCAGGAACUACAUCAAUGUUAAAUUUUGUUCUGUGUCAGAACAAAGGAAUAAGUUAUUUUAAAUACAGAAUAAAAUAAUUCUUUUAUUUUUUAAAUAAAAGCUAAAACCAAUUGCUAAUUCUACAUAUGAGAAUCUUUCAACAUUAAAAAACAACAAUUACAUUAAUAGAUAAAAAAUUUGUUUGUUAAUUGAAUAUUCUUUACUUUAACGAAAGGGAGUAUACUGAAUAAUUAAGUAUUUGUUUUUUUAAAUUAUAUUAGCAUUAAAAAUGCAACAUGAGAUAGCCCAUUUUGUAUGUUGAUAACUAAAUAUGUUGGUAGUCCUACAGGAAAUUGUUCCAUUUCUUUGAAUCAUGUUAAGCUUCCAUUACAUAACUGACUAAUAUAUUGCUCAGAACAUUUACUAAUAUUAGACUUCCAUCAUUCCCUCAUAAAAUUGUGUCAUGGCUGCCUCUCAGGGAGAUAUAUAGUUUUUAGCAGGUACAUGAAAUAAUCUUCACUGGAAAAACUGAAAUAUUAAGUACUAAAUAUAAAAAUGUACAAAGUAACUACUGUUUUAACUUGCUUUAGGCCUAGGUCUGUUUCAUGUUUUUGUUAAAUUACUGAGAUAUUAUCACUCUUCAGAUAUUUUAUGUGAUAACAUUGUUUACUGAUUAAAAAUUUAAAAUAAUGCAAUAUUUAUAUUUAAAUGUAUUUCUAAAGGUUAAAACAAAUAUUUAUUGAAAUCAUAAAAAAAUCAUGUUUUUAAACCUGCAUUGUAGCAUGAAAUAUACAGAAAAUGUGUGGUUAUAUCACUGAGCUUCCUGUGCACUCAGAAGACCAAUUGUAUUAUAUUCAUUUACAGCCUUGGCCAAAAGUGUUAGUUCACUUAAGUAUUAUUUUGAAAUGCAAAAUAGGAGCUGAAUAAUGACAAAUAAAUCCUGUGAUAUUUUUUAUUGUAACUCAGAAAUACACAAUUUAAUAUUAGGUUUUAAACUUCAGCAUUUACGAUAAUUAUUUUUAGUCAUAUUUCUUUUAAGAUUAAGACUAAGUGGCUUGAUCCAAUUAUGUACUUUUUUUAGAAUAACUUAUAGGAAUUGGUUGACUCCUUGAAUUACUUUUUUCUACAACUUCCAAGUUUUACUUAACAAUUGUAAUGCCAUCUUGGAUCUGAGAAGGCAAGUUGAGAAGUUUUAAUUUUUUUUUAAAUUGCUCAGUAUUUUUCUAUACUGUUUAAUUGAAGAUAUUUUUUCAGAAACAUAGUGUUCCUUUUAUUAUUAAAUCCAACAUUCUUUCAGUAAUUAAAUUGAGUAGACAAAAAUCAAAUUGUUUGGAUGUUAAUGUUUCAAAAAUAUUAAAUUUAGAUUGCUUGUAAUUUGAUAAAUAAAUAUCUGCUAAAAUUUCAAAUUUUACUAAUUCUUUUUCUACUAGAAGAAAAUAGUUAACAUUUUGUCUAUAAUGUAUCUUGAACUGUGCAAUUGGUUUUGAAAAUUCAUUCUGAUUUACUUUAUGUAGCAAUUUUCACUAUUUUAUUUUUGUUUGAAAUAAACAGCAGAAAGCUCAGUAUAAAAAAUGUUUAUUUUAUAACCAGUAAAUAAUUUGGCAUUGUUGAUAGGAAAGUUGAUAUUGAAUUUUAUUGAUUAUAAAUAUCUAUUGGGUUAGGAAUGAGGUUUUCUUAAUGGUUUAGGAAUGAAUUUUAGCUAGUGAUAUGAACAACAGUUGUUUCUUUUUGGUUUCUGUUAGGAUAGGGGCUGACAUGAAAUUAUAUGUAUAAGCAGUGAGUAUAGAAAUAAUGUGAAUAGAAAUUCAAAACAGAAGUAGGUCAAUAUUGAAUUCAUAUUCAUAUUGAGGUCAAUAAAAACAAAACUAAACUGGAUGAAAAUAAUGCUGUUCUGGAUAGCGUGGCUUUUACAAUAAAAAAUAAAUAGUACUUCACUUUUUUAAUUCCUCUUUUUUUUAUUAGUUUAUUUGUUGUAAACAAAAGAAGAAUUUUAACAGCUGCAUCUAUUAAAACACUGCAAAUUAUUACACACAUAUUAGACAUUAUAUAUUACAUACAUAUUAUUCCCAAACAAAUUAACAUUACUUACCAUGUAACAUAAAGGAUAAUAGAUAAAAUGUGAUUCCUAAUAUUGGCCUAAAUAAUUUUUUUUUCAUUGAUAAUUUACUAAGUAAAGUAGACAAAUUACAUCAGUUAACAUAAAACUUUAAAAAAAUUAAAACCAAAACAAAGAAUAUAAGCAUUGUAGUAGAACAUGUGAAGAACAUUUAAAACACCAUAUCUUUGUACCAAAUUGUACGAUUUCAAUGAUUAUUUUUUAUUAAAUACUGUAAACGUUUUUAAAAAAAACCCAUUCAAAUUAUUAUAAAAAUCAUAAAACAUAAAAAACAUUUUAAAAAUAGCGUAAUAUCUUUUUUAUGCCUAUAACCUAUCUUUUUUUUAUGUCCUUUCCCCCCGUUGUACCUUAGGGCAACCCUAUCUCAGCGGCGCAUCCAAUUUUUGUAACUUAAUUAUUUUAACACAAAUUUAAUUAGGAUUCGCUCACCAGGAUAGCUAACCGAGCGGGCAGGCCUGCUCCCAUUUUGAUCCAAAUUCAUAUGCCAAAGUGAGGCAAAAUUCAGUUUCUCAAUUUGAUUGCGGCAUUAAUAACGAGUACCUGUAACUGGAGUGCUGUUCCUACCAAAAAAGACUCCAGUAACUUAUUACCUACUUUUGGUGGGCUUAUACUAAAAAGUGUGAAUUUUAACAGCUGCAUGUAUUAAAAAAAGUGAAGUACUGUUUUACCAUAAAUUAAACUAGGUUUGAUGUUCUCUGUAAGAAUACAAUUUAAAAUUAAUUGUUUUGUUACAAUGACCCUUCUCUGAAGUUUGGCUUUUUCUUCUGAGAAAUUCCUUAUAUCAUUUGUAAAAUUACCAAUGCAUUAUUUCUAUGUGAUAAAUGUUAUAUUUAGAUUGUUUCUAACAAGCUUUGGUGGUUUCUGUUAUCAGAAGAAUUGAUUCAUUUUAAUCAAAAAUGAAAAGUUUUUACCGGUUUUUAGAGAUAUUUCAAAAACAUAUUUUAAAAAAGGUUGUUUAAUGAAUCAGUUUCUAAUGGAUUUGUUAUUGCUAUGUUUAUAAAUUAAGUAUACAUAAUUUUGCAAAACAUGUAGAUUGUUUGUUUAUUGCAAAUAAUCAGCAAGUAUAUUUUUGAUGGAGCUAAACUUUUAAGUACGCUUUAGAAAAUUUUGAUGUUAUUUAUUGAUGCAAAAGCAGUACGUCUAUCAUGGCAAAACAAGCCAUUUUAUGUAUCAAAAUUUGUUACACUCAGGGGAGAAUAUUCUGAUUUCACAGCGGGAAAAUUCAUCAAAGUACUUAUUGGUUUAAUUUUAUGAAACAAUACUUGAUGGUUUUUUGUGACUAACCAAUUAUAUAUUGUGGUUUUUUAUAGUGACAUUUACCUUUUUAUAAUAAUUACUUUUCUGAAUUUUGUAUCCAUUUGAAAAAAAUCCGUAAUUGUAACCUUAUUUAUAGGCUGUUUGAUCAAGGCAGUGUGUUCAUAUGUGUUCAUAUUUUAACUAGGUAGUAAAUAAAUAAGUAAAUAUUUCUUAUUAGUUUUUAAGUGAUUGUUUAUUGUGUAAAUUAUAAUUUUUACUUUUUUUUUUUUUCAUAUUUUUGUAAAUAUGUAUAUAGAUAGAUUUGAAAAUGCUUACCGAAUAAAAUUUUGAUGACAGAGUUUAAUUUUAAAAUUUUGAUGUUGGAUUAUUAUUUUUAAAAAAUUGAUUUUAUUUCCUAUUUAUGAUAUCACCUUGCAAAAUAUUUCCAAUAAUCGAUGGAUGUGAUGAAAAUUAUUAUAAUAGAAAUUCAAUUAACUAGAACCAAAGUAAUGGUGAGAGGUACAGUCAUAAAUGAAGCAAUGUUUUAAAUAUGUAUUAAUCUGAUAAUUAACCGAAAGAGAAAAAAAGAAAAACAAAAUGUCAAGGUUGGAAACGAAGUUUUGGAAAUAAGAGACAAAAUAUAUUGUUAGAAAGCUUAGAAUUUUAUACAACAUUGUAUUUAAUAUAUAAAUGAAGUCAUAGGAGUUCAUAGAGAGUAGAGUGACGAAAAAUUAAUGACAAAUUUUUGAUAAUAAUGUGUUAUUUUGUAUUAUUGAAUGAAAAAUAAAAAAAUACUUUUAAUUUAAAAAAUAACCCCACAAAUGAUGUAUAUCGUUUGUGUUCACAACACAGUUUUCUGGAGCUAACUUUCUUCGGUUGAUGAAUAAAGAUAAUGCCCAUGACUUGAUAAAGUUCUUGAAUGACGUAAAAGCAGUCAUAAUGAAAGUCGACUCUUAUUCUUAUUUAUUGUAAUUCUAAUUCACCUCAGUUUUUAACUAUUAGUUUUUCUAGUUUAAGUUCCAUAUAAGUUACAUUGAGUUAUCAUCUAUCUAUAAAUAAUUAAUAUAUAUCCAGUGUAAUUCCAUCCUACUAUGACAAUUAAAAUAUUUUACUGGCAAAAUAGGACUUGCUUUUACAAGUCUUAAAGCAAGUCUCUGUGCCUACCUUCUGUGGCUCCUGUUCCUUUCCUCAAAUAUUCUAAAAUGAAAAGUAGGAACAUCAUUCAAACUCGUUUUCCUCUUUGCUUAUCUCCAAAUCGUUAAAAAAAUGCAUGAAACUGCUAUAAUUGAUUCACUGGUUGACGAAAUAUAAGAUGAAAAACGAAUGAAAAAUUUGUAUUUUGGGCGUACUAGGGAGUGAAAUUUCCGCAAAGGCUGAUGGAAUUGAACAAUUUCUCAAAAA